AUGUGGAGACAACCCCCCCAUCGGUUGGUCACCGCCGCCAACACCAGUAGCGCUGCCAUUGAUGUGAACAAAGCCAAUGACAGCUCACACACCACUCCAAGACUGAUCCCAACCCGGCCUAAGACAUACAGAUCGCCUAAUGUCUUGAGCACCACUCCUGUGGCCACAACUGUGGUUAAUAGUGGCAAAAGUGGUGACAAGUUGUCGACAACUAUUGAAAGAAUCGACGCAUCGAUGGAAACAGAAGACAAUACCACUGAUAGUGUGGAACCGAUGGCAGCGGCAAGUGGUGAGCACUCGAAGAGUUCAUUAUCACCACAAAUGGCACCGAUUAAGACACCCAUUGUAUCGACUAACGUGACACUUAUAAGCGGAUUAGCAAUGAAACCAAAUCCAGUGAAUACUAUUACAGAGAGUAUUCACAAAACACUGGAUUAUCUCAAGAAAGGUGACGACAAGUCGGUCACUAAUGAAGAUAUCCGUCAAAGCCUUAUGAAACGGAUCCAAUUGAGUGAUAAUCCGAUUGAUGUCAAUAUCGAUAGCGAGAGCACUCAAAGUGCGGACACAACUGGAAGUAAAGACGAUAAACAAUACGAGGAAUUCUGUGAUCACUCGUACCAUAAGAAUCCGAACCAAACAACGGAUCCAAUGACUGGAAAAUCGCGAACGACUUUGUAUUCAGUGGACGAAGAGUUGACUGAUUGGCGCAAAGAUGAGGCGCCGCUCUCUCCCAUUAAGACAUCGGUCCCUCCCGUCAAGUCUGCGGUAUCUGCCAUCAGAUCUUCGCUCUCUCCCCACAAGUCUUCAGUCUCUCUGAACAAGUCUUCAGUGACUUACAGCAAACCAGUGAACACAUCCUCUGCCAGUGUGUCCACUAAACCCAUCGCUGAUAAAGUCAUUGAAUUGAAUAAAAAGACAAACAAUUUAAAUACGAUUGCAUCGAAAAACAAUCAAAUGUUGAACACAACUAAACCCACAAAAACGGUUGAUCUCAUUGUCAGGAAAGUUGGUUAUCUUAAGCCAACGAAUGAUACUACUGUUGGAACCACUGGACCUGUUAAGCUCACCUCUUCAGACCUCAAUCAAAUCAUUACCAAACAGCCCCUCAAGACUACAAAUAUUGUCACCCCUUUCAUAGCUACCGUUCCUACAGUUCCCACACGUUCUAUCGUCAACACAAUUAGCACUCUUAGGCCUAUUCAGCCGACACCACAACCCAUUAGCGCAGUCAAGACAUUACCUAUACAUGAAUGGUUGGAACUGUUCAAGAGUGGCAACUAUACGCUCACUAUUGAUGUUCAAAAUCCUAUGAUAUCUGUAAUGAGUCAAAAGGUGGUAAAUAAGGGCGAGAUUCCUGGUGCCAAAAAUGGACCUACGAAUUGGAUUCUCGGGUAUAAAUGCAAUUACAAUGACUGCCAGUUUGUCUCAUAUCAAAGAGACACCACAAGAGAGCACAUUAAGAAACACUCGAGUGAUGACCCAUUCAUUUGCGAUGUCUGUACGAAAGCGUUUGCUUUAAAGGACUUCGAUUCGCAUAUGUCGAGGACUCACACCACUAACCGGCUAAUUAGAUGUCGUUUCCCCGACUGUCACUACUGGACGGGUAGUAAAGAGAAACUCAUGAAUCACUACAAAUCGCAGCAUAAGAACAAUCAACACAAACGCGAGGAGAAGACCAAAACCAGUGACCGAUUGGCACAAACCAAGGGUCCCAUCCAAAUGCCCAUCAUCUUCGAGAGUUUCAAGACUAAUGCCAACAAUAAUAUUAGUAAUGGAUUGCGGAUCCGUUCAGUAAAGGGCACGGACUUGAAGUCCAGAAAUGUGGACGCAUUUGAAAACAGAUAUAAGUGCCACGAAAGCGGUUGCUUUAAGUCGUACCGAACCGAGAAUGGACUCAAAGAUCACUUAUUCAAAGGCCAUAAUAUCCUGCGGUCGUACGGCUGUGAUUGGUUGGGAUGCGACGCGCGGUUCAACUCCCAGCGCGAAGUCAAGAUCCAUAUGGACAGGCAUUCCGGUAAACUUAAUACUAUGGCUAAACUGAAGGAAUUGAUGGCAAUCGGACGAUAUGUGACUACUGUUGACCCGCAGGAGGAACUCAUUUCAGUCAUUUUUAAAGAGAAGAGUAAGAAAGAGAUGGGAUUUAAAUGCAAUUACAAUGACUGCAAAUUCGUGAAUAUAUUCCGCCAUAUAAUGACCCAACACUUGAUGACUCACAACAACGAGAAGACAUUUACGUGCGAUUUGUGCGGAAAGGCAUUCGGACUCAAGAGUUACAUCAGACGCCAUAAGUUGGCCAACCAUUCAUCCGAUGGCAAGACUAUAGACAACAAACCGCCCGCACUUAAGCCCAAGACUAGUGAGGACUCGCUUGGCAUACAAUUGAGACCAAAGUUGGCGCCAAGAAAGACAAAGCGGUCGACAAAUAGCGCCCGAUAUGGCGACACGUUAUGGAAGUGCUCUGCGCCUAACUGUGACUUCAAGACGUAUAACAAAUAUUACUUCAGACGACACGCACUCCUCAAACACCAAUCCGAUAAGACCUGGAAGUGUCGGCGAACCGGUUGUUCAGAGAGUUUCAAAAGCAAUCGUCUGUUGAAUAAACACGAGAAGGAGGCCCACAAGAGGACUAGAACUGCGGCCAAACCGCAGACAUCCGACGGCAACGCUUCUAAUAAGUCGCCUGAAAAGGUAUUGAGGGCUAAGAGGUCUUCGCAAUUGCGCCAUAAGUUCCGACGCCGUUCACAGCGAGUGACCGGACAGUCAUAUAGUCUGCGCCGCACAGACCUAACGACUGAUAGUAUUGAGGCUAAAAAAUCAAAGAAGUCGAGUCCCGCGGAGCGAUAUUACUGUCCAUUCAGUGGUUGUCCUAAGAGUUACGCAUUUCACCAGACUUUAGAUUUACACAUUAAAAGCCAUAAAAGUAGGGAUAAAUAUAAUUUACGACAAAAAUAA
This is a messenger RNA of Oppiella nova, 2952 nucleotides long. The record is from the annotation of a GenBank genome assembly. Lineage: Eukaryota; Metazoa; Arthropoda; Arachnida; Sarcoptiformes; Oppiidae.